Messenger RNA from Fonsecaea monophora, 828 nucleotides. RefSeq lists its product as hypothetical. The coding region runs from base 1 to 828 and encodes 275 amino acids. NCBI's taxonomy places the organism in Eukaryota, Fungi, Ascomycota, Eurotiomycetes, Chaetothyriales, Herpotrichiellaceae. The transcript has 2 exons. The record is from RefSeq and is a predicted model, not a curated record.
AUGGCGUCGUGGUCGUGGUCGUGGUUCCAGCUCCCACCAGAAAUCCGCAACAGGGUAUACGAGUUCGCGUACGGGACACUCGUCUUUAAACCGCUCCAGCGCCCCGACUCGACGACGCAGAUGCGGAUGCAGAUGAACGAGUCGACUCCCUCUCCGGCAUUCUCGUCCUUGGCGGUGUGCAGACAAUGGAACACAGAGGUGACGCCCUACCUCCUCCCGAGAGCCACAUUCGACUUUACAGGACACCCGGGAGAUCCUCCUCCGCCACAGAUGGUCUCUCCCAAGACGUACGAGGCCAUGCGCCACGUCGUCAUCCUAGAGAGCCACUGCUUCAACUCGGACUGGCUGGACCAAGUCUUUGCGAAGAUGGUACAGGUGCAGACCAUGACGAUUCGGAAGAUGGGCAGGACGAGGCCUGGAAAUAACAACGACAGCGUCUUUGACGGACCGGGACUGACGCAGGAGUUUCUCGACAAGGUCAAGCUCGACCCCAUCAAGACGUUGUUGACGGGCUAUCGUUUCGACCAUCUCUAUAUCAAGGAGAUGUUGAAGGCUGGAAGAUGUGAGAGGAGAAUCUUGCUGGAGGGGAGCUUGUGGCUGCGGCUGGCCGCUAACGCUGACAGUACCAUUCACUCGAACUAUACCAUUGAUCUGGAGUCAUGGAAAGUGCGGAUCGAGGGAGUCCUCGAAGGGGCCGUCACAAUAUCCGAUAUCCAGGCACAGGAACCUGCUCCGCCGGUCGGCCCAGUCUACUUCGAGGACGAAGAGGGAAUGUUCGAGUACCUCUUCAGACAACAUUGGGCAUCCUCACGCCACAGCAAAUCCUAG